Triticum turgidum subsp. durum (durum wheat) is the source of this 753-nucleotide messenger RNA. The record is from the annotation of a GenBank genome assembly. Lineage: Eukaryota; Viridiplantae; Streptophyta; Magnoliopsida; Poales; Poaceae.
AUGGCUUCUCCUUCCUCCUCCCCAGUCGCCCUCCGCGGCGCCGCCACCUUGGCCGCGCUGCUGGCGGCCGUCUGCCUCCUCCACGCCGGCGGGGCGGCGUUGGCGGCGGCGGACCUGUGCGUGGACUACUACGACUGCACGUGCCCGGACGCGUACAAGAUCGUGCAGGGGGUGCUGGUGCAGGCGCACAAGUCGGACCCUCGCAUCUUCGCCAGCCUGAUCCGGCUCCACUUACACGACUGCUUCGUGCAGGGCUGCGACGGCUCGCUGCUGCUGAACACCUUCAACGGGAUGGAGACGGAGCAGGACGCCAUUCCCAACAAGGGCUCGGCGCGCGGCUACAGCGUCGUCGACGCCGCCAAGGCCGCCCUCGAGGCCGCCUGCCCCGGCGUCGUCUCCUGCGCCGACAUCCUCGCCAUCGCCUCCGAGAUAUCGGUCCAGCUGUCCGGAGGACCCGGGUGGAGCGUCUUGCUGGGGAGGCUGGAUGGCUUCACGUCCAACUUUACCGCAGCCGGGGAACUACCAGGCCCAUUCGACCCCCUCAACACUCUGAAAGAAAAGUACAGAACGGCCACGCUCGACGAUACUACCGACCUCGUCGCUCUCUCUGGUAAUCGAGCUCGCGCACAAGCACAACAUCGAAAACUACAUAGACUCUUGAUACUCUGGUGUAGGCGCCCACACUUUCGGCCGCGUGCAAUGCCAGUUUGUCACCGACAGACUGUACAACUUCAGUGGCACGAACCGGCCUGA